UGAGAUCAUAAAAUCAAUGUGGUCUGAACACUUAACUCUGCAGAGAAUAAAGUAUCACUUUCAUCAAUUUCUUCUAACAUGCAACAGCUUCCAAGCUUAAUUUUUAUAAAUAUCUGUUGGUAAACAGGACGUUGUCCAGCCGAUAAUGGUAGUGAUAGCAGUGUUGUGUGUGCCCUGGAUGCUGCUGAUGAAGCCAUUCUACCUACGACACAAACACAAGGCUGCUGAAGACGAAGGUUUUCAGAGAUUGCGGUCAAACACGCCCAGUCCUCCGCCAGUGACAGUGCUGGUUGGCGAGCCUGGACACAAUUCUCACGAAGUGGUCCAUCAUGAUGGCCAAGCACAGGGUGAACCAUAUGACGAUGUUCAUGAAGAGUUUGAUUUUGGGGAGAUAUUUGUACACCAGGCAAUCCAUACUAUUGAGUACUGCCUUGGUUGUAUCUCCAACACGGCUUCUUACCUGCGGCUGUGGGCAUUAAGUUUGGCUCAUGCAGAGUUGUCAGAAGUGCUAUGGACCAUGGUGCUCCACUUGGCUCUAACAUUCAAGGGAGGGCUUGGUGUGGUUGCUUCCUUUGCUCUGUUUGCAUUCUGGGCAGUGCUCACUGUUGCUAUCCUGUUGAUCAUGGAGGGUCUGUCUGCCUUCUUGCAUGCUCUUCGUCUCCAUUGGGUCGAGUUCCAGUCCAAAUUUUAUCAAGGACAAGGAUACAAGUUUAACCCUUUUUCUUUCAAGUUAAUUAUCAGUGGCCAGCUUGAGGAAUAGUUUUAAUUAUCAGCUUUCUUGAGAAGUCUAGCGAGGCUUUAAAUUCUUUUGUAACUGUAACAGGUUAAAAGUCAAUGGGAUAGCAGCAAUAAUUUUGUGUGAUCAGAUUUAACAAUAGACUGAGGUAUAAUGAACUUUUGAGUUCAAAUGCUACGCAGCUUGAGGUUAAAUUAAAAAAAAAAAACUUGGACAUUAUUGAUAUCUAAUGAUGGAAGUUAGCUUAUCAUACUGUGUUUGGAAAUUGACUUAAUCCGGAUAAAUGAGCAAAAUAAAACUGUUGGUUUUUGCAUUGA
This is a messenger RNA of Orbicella faveolata, 1053 nucleotides long. RefSeq names its product V-type proton ATPase 116 kDa subunit a 1-like. Gene Ontology annotation, molecular function: proton-transporting ATPase activity, rotational mechanism; ATPase binding. Gene Ontology annotation, biological process: vacuolar acidification; proton transmembrane transport. The record is from RefSeq and is a predicted model, not a curated record. Gene Ontology annotation, cellular component: plasma membrane; vacuolar proton-transporting V-type ATPase, V0 domain; vacuolar proton-transporting V-type ATPase complex. Lineage: Eukaryota; Metazoa; Cnidaria; Anthozoa; Scleractinia; Merulinidae.